Messenger RNA from Chaetura pelagica (chimney swift), 1446 nucleotides. RefSeq names its product eva-1 homolog A (C. elegans) (gene EVA1A). The coding region runs from base 1 to 1446 and encodes 481 amino acids. The transcript is spliced from 8 exons. NCBI's taxonomy places the organism in Eukaryota, Metazoa, Chordata, Aves, Apodiformes, Apodidae. Gene Ontology annotation, molecular function: carbohydrate binding. The record is from RefSeq and is a predicted model, not a curated record.
AUGUGCAGCCCAGAUGUGUCUCCCACCUCCACCCUCCUGGUAGGACUCGUGUGCUUGGCAGCUUUCAGCAACUUUGCUAAGACUUCUGCAGACUUCUCAGGUUACAUAUCACAAGUGCUAAAGAAUUACACUGACCAUGCCUGUGAUGGAGAAUAUGUCUCUCUGAGAUGCCCUCACAGAACCACCAUCAGCAUCCAGUCUUCCUUUUACGGCCGAAUCGUGCCAAGUCACCAGAUGUGUCCUUCCCGCUAUCCCCACUCCUAUGCAACUUUAAUUAAAGAAGAUGUUGCCUGCUCAGUUGGCACUUCCCUUCAGAAGGUGCUGGACGAGUGCCAGGACAGGCGGAGCUGCCAGUUCCUUGUCAAUAGCCGGCUCUUUGGCGCAGACCCGUGCCCUGGGACCAGCAAGUACCUCAUCGUGUGGUACAAGUGCAGGCCAAAUGAGUACAAGAGUAAAGUAGCCUGUGAAGAUGACAAGCUGAGGCUAAGCUGUAAGAAGAGCAUGGUGAUUGCCAUUUACUCUGCUGUCUUUGGAAGGACACAAGGAGGCAGCCUGGAGUGCCCAUACCAAACCCUAGGGAUGCCCAUGAUUGAGUGUCAGUCAGCGACUGCCCUUCAACUCAUGAUCAAGCGCUGUCAUGGAAGAAGAAGUUGCAGCAUAUAUGCCAGCACUUAUGAAUUUGGAGAUCCUUGUUACCCAGGAAUCCAAAAGCAUCUUAAUGUCAUCUACACCUGUGUUCCAAGGAAGCUUCUGCAUGAAACCCAGCCAAGAUCAAGCAAUUACCAAAGAUAUCAGAAGCCACAUUUUCCACUGCAGCCAAGGGUGUUUGAUCCCAAUAUUAUAGGGGACAGCGUGUUCCUUUCCGAUGUCUCUCCUUCCAACAUAGGCCGUGCUCUCCCAGCAGAGAAGAAGAAAGGGAGAUCAGCCACCUUCUACCCUCUAGACAACCCCCCCUUCCUGCCCCCCGUGGAUGAGACACAACCGCCAGCACUCACCAGCAGCAUGGAGCCCGUGGGCGUCAGCACCGAGAUGGCUCUGCUCAGCAACAUCCUAGCAGCAUAUGCCUUUGUCACAGAAAACCCUGAGCGGGCUGCCCUGUACUUUGUGUCGGGCGUGUGCGUCGGGCUGGUGCUGACCCUGCUGGCCCUGGUGCUCAGGGUUUCCUGCCGCACGGACUGCAAACGCUCCCCCGCCAAGAAGCCCCCUCGGGAGAGGGAGAGCGACAGCGACAGCAGCGACAGCGACGACGAUUCGGACACCACGUCCGACCUGUCUGCCCGCAGGCACCGCCGCUUUGAGAGGACUUUGAACAUGAACGUCUUCACCUCGGCCGAGGAGCUGGAGCGGGCGCAGCGGCUGGAGGAGCGGGAGCGCAUCAUCCGCGAGAUCUGGAUGAACGGGCAGCCCGACAUCCCGGGCACCAGGAGCCUCAACCGCUACUACUGA